CUCGGUAUAAGGGAACUGUUGGACGGCAUUUCAAACUCCUUACGUACAGCUGCAACCGCAACCAUUGGUUUUCGGCAAUUGCAAAAGAACAGCUGGUAUGACGAAGAGUGCCGUGUCGUGCACGAAAAUUCUACGAAAAGAUGCGGUGACUUACAGAAGGUUUCAAUACCGGAGCAUACUCUUGUAGAACCCCCAAAGGUGAUCUAGUCAUCGAUGCCCAAAGCAUACUUAAAUUAUGGAGGGAACACUUCUCCAGCCUGCUGAAUGGCAGUGCACGUUCAACGCCAGAAGAAGGCGAACCCGAUUCCCCAGUCGAUGACGAUGGAGCAGACGUUCCAUUGCCCGACAAUGAAGAAGUUCGACUAGCAAUUACCCGCCUGAAAAACAACAAAGUGGCGGAGCCGAUGGAUUGCCGGCCGAGCUAUUCAAACACGGCGGCGAAGAACUGAUAAGGAGCAUGCAUCAGCUUCUUUGUAAAAUAUGGUCAGACGAAAGCAUGCCCAACGAUUGGAAUUUAAGUGUGCUAUGCCCAAUCCAUAAAAAAAGAGACCCACAAUCUGCGCCAACUACCGUGGGAUAAGCCUCCUCAACAUCGCGUACAAGGUUCUGUCGAGCGUAUUGUGUGAAAGAUUAAAGCCCACCGUCAACAAACUCAUUGGACCUUAUCAGUGUGGCUUUAGAACUGGAAAAUUAACAACCGACCAGAUAUUCGCCAUGCGCCGAAUUUUGGGAAAGACGCGUGAAAAGAAAAUCGACACGCACCACCUAUUCGUCGAUUUCAAAGCUGCUUUUAACAGCACGAAAAGUAGCUGCCUCUAUGCCGCGAUGUCUGAAUUUGGUAUCCCCGCAAAACUAAUACGGCUGUGUAAACUGACGUUGAGCAGCACCAAAAGCUCCGUCAGGAUCGGGAAGGAUCGAUACCAAACGAGGUUUCAGAUAAGGCGACUCUCUGGCACAUGAGUAUGAUGGGGGGAAAUGGCUGCCGGGCUAAUGUCGAAACUGCCUCCGUCCCGUUAAAACCUUGGCAGGCCUCAGAGUACGUUCCCCCCGUCGCCGUUAAGUUGGCGUGGUAGGUGUAAGUUGAGAGGACUCCUUCUUUAUGCUGGUCGGUUCUGAACGUACUGCGACUACCUUUCCGGGGGACGCAUAGCGGCUCUGAGUGGGGACCCUUAUAGCAUGGACACAUCAAACACUAUAAAUACGGACGAGAAGGUGACGAAGGGAGGUGAAGGGGCGUCGAAAUCGACGCCCAGAUCUGUCCCGGGCGGGGCUGCUGCUCUCGCGGCGACGAAAUCGCCACUAGGUAGCUGCAGCAACGGUACUAAGAGCCAGAGUCUCCGCAUCAAGCGGCAGGAGGGGGGAAGCCGGUGCAAACCCGCCGGCAAAAGACAUAGUGAAGGGUGGAGCCUUCAUACACGGCGGAAUCGCCAGCACUAGCAGAGGAACUUCUGCUAGAAUUAUGAAGGGGUCCACAGGGGCAUCAGCAAAAGGGCUUUAGCCAGGAAGCUGAAGUCGGACCGUCGAUUAGCGGCAAAGAUAGUGAAACGCUACGGUGGUGAGCAUGCUGGUCAGGUAUCUGACUUGAACCAGCGGUUAAGCAACAGAGGUCGCACGAGGGAGAAACCUCCCGAAAUCGAAAUCGCUAAAGGUGCUGGUGCAAGAGUACUUGGUGUGCUCGACCGCAGUAGGGAGGACGGGGCUAUCUCUCAUGAAGAGUGGAAGAGAGUGGCGGCGGCUAUCUCCUCGGUAUUCCUCAAGGUGGUCAAGGAAAAUCCUGGGCUAUCAGCUAUGGGUUCGAGAUGGUAGUACUGAAGGUACUCCCAACGGAUGCCAGGGAUGAUAACACUCAAGCUGCAGAUGCGGGGGAGAAGGCAGAAGGCGUUAAUGAUGGUCAAAUGACCAUGGAAAACGACCCAAACUCCUCGGACGUGGCAAUUUCUGGAGGCAGUUCGUCAAUCGGCGACUCCGUCUUCAGCCUCGAACAAUUGUUUGAGGAGGUGAGGGUCGAUCGCUACUUCAGCGCUGAAUUGGCGCUCCUAGAGGAGAGUCUGAAGGAUGAGAUUCUUCCAGAUUAACCUCCAUCACGCAAAGGCCGCCUCCGCCAAUCUACUGCUUCGUCUGGAGCAAGACGAAGCCGAUGUGGUCCUGAUCCAGGAACCGUGGCUAAGUGGCAACGGAAUAUCUGGACUGAGCACGAAGAGUCAUAAGCUGUUGACGGCCAAGGAUGCAGGUAGAAGUAGAGCCUGUGUGCUGGUCAGAAACGAACUAACGGUAUUUCUUUUACCUAAUUUCAGCAACGCGGACAUAGUUACAGCCAAGCUAGAGUGCAAGACCGGGAAUGUCUGGCUCAUCUCCGCAUAUAUGCCUCACGACGAUAAGGUGGAGCCACCGCCCGCACUGCUAAGGAGAACCUUGGCUGAAGCGUCUCGGAAUGGUGCCGGUGUCAUCAUCGGCUCGGACGCUAAUUCGCGACAUUCGAUAUGGGGGAGCUCGGAUACCAACACUAGAGUUGAGUCGCUUUUUGAUUUUAUUGUUAACGAAAAUUUUCGCAUUUGUAAAAGGGGAAAUUCUCCUACUUUUGAGACCGCAGGCAGGAAGGAGGUUCUCGACCUCACCCUAGCCUCACACGGUAUUGCGCCGCUGAUCUCGAACUGGAGGGUUCUUGAAGAGCACUCCUUUUCUGAUUAUAGGUAUAUCGGGUUUAGUCUAGACGGAGAAGGUCCGCCUAGGAAAUCUUUCAGAAAGCCCAGAAACACGGAUUGGGAAGGUUACCGCAGAAGUUCGGCAAACUCUCCCACGCGCACCGGGGGUGGACGAGUUGGCCACCGCCGAUGUGGUGGAUGGGUGGGUCGAAGCUUUCAGCUCGGCGUGCAACACUGCACUAGAGAGCUCCUGUCCAUUGAAAACACAGAAGGGCAGAGGGAAACCUCAAUGGUGGACCUUGUAACUCUCGGAAAUUAGGGUGUCCUGCAGACGCUUAUUUAACAAGGCCCAUAGGAGUGGGGCAUUUGAUGAUAGGGUCUUGUAUAAAACAGGAUUUUCGAUGUACAAGUCUGAGUUAAGAAGGGCUAAGAGGAUCUCGUUGAGGAGCUUCUGCGAAAAAGUGGAGGGCUGUCACGAGUCCUCUAGAUUCAUGCGCAUCCUCGCGAAAAACCCUGUGUCCCUGAGGUAUCUCAAGGAUGUAAAUGGGAAGUGAGCGCUGAGCAGUGAAGAGACACUUCAGAUGCCCCUCGAUGCUCACUUCCCCAGUAACACGUCAUCUGUGGAGGUAUCUCUCUGAGCGCUGCAUGCUGACUACACGGCCUUUGUCGACCUUCUGGAUGAGCGUCACUUGACUUGGGCAAUUAACUCGUUCAAACCAUUCAAGUCCCCGGGACCUGACGGCAUCAUACCAGCGCAGCUGCAGCAGGCUGUUAAGGUAUCAAGCGGCUGGUUGGCACCGAUCUAUGCGAACUGCAUCAG
Molecule: messenger RNA, 3462 nt
Organism: Bactrocera dorsalis (oriental fruit fly)
Lineage: Eukaryota; Metazoa; Arthropoda; Insecta; Diptera; Tephritidae
Exons: 1
Coding region: 2056-2961 (301 amino acids)
Molecular function (GO): catalytic activity
Source: RefSeq, a predicted model, not a curated record